ACCUAGCGGAAGUUUGCUCGACCCACAUAAGAUUAGCAUAAUUUUGGGAAAGUUGAAGUGCGUUUUGUCAUCAGAAGUGUAAAGAUAACCCAAAUUAAAGUGGAAAUAGGUCAAAAUGCAAAGUGUUUUGGUGAGAAUUUGGUUGUGUUUGUUGGGGACCUUAUCGAUCAUAUCGGGGGAAGCGGAGCCGCAGCUCAAUUUGCCCCAACUAGGGGGACCAAUUAGUUCCACUGUUAGACCUCAGGUGAUACCGAAUAGUUACUCGGAACCAGAAGUGGAUCGCGAGCCGGACGCACGCAAGGAAGGAAACAAUCCGGAUAGGAGUCGAAGUGAACGGUUCGGUCCUCCGUACGAGGAGUUGACCAACGAAAACGAAGAAGAUGAUAUGGAAAACUAUCCGCAAGGAAGAAACAAUGACGAUCGACAGCAGCGGCAAAAUAGGCCAUUUUCAUACGACGAUCGCUAUCGGUACAACAACGAUGAUGAUCGUAACUACGAUAGAAACCGUAAUCAAAACGACCGGGAUCGAUAUCCCUACGAUCGGAAUCCCAAUCGAUACGUAUCGGAUGUGGAAAAUCCUCUGCUUUAUCAGAAUCGCGCUCCUUACACUCCAAAUCAGGGUGAUCCAUACAGCUACGAUCGUAAUCGGGAUAGUCCCUAUGAUAGGAACCGUCGACCGUACGUCGAUCGUGACGUAGAUAAUCCGAACCUCUACCAAGAUCGUACACCGUAUAAUCCAAAUCAGCAGAACAACGGCCGAUACGAUCCGAACCAGAAUGGUCGUUACGAUCCAAAUGGUCGUUUUGACUCCAAUCAAAAUGGUCGCUUUGAUCCUAAUCAAAAUGGCCGUUUCGAUCCCAAUCGGAGACCGUACGAUGGCAUUCGACCGGAGGAUGAAUUCAAUCGUCCUUAUGAUCCAUUCAAUCCACGACCGUUUUUGAGUCCUGAAGAAGAGCGCCGGAUACGGUUGGAGAUGGAAAAGCUGAAAACGCUGCUGGGUGAUAUCGAUCGGAAAAGUUCUCUGGAAUGUUCGUUGAACGUGGGAGCGCAGUGGAAUUUCGAAACCAACGUCAACGAUGCAACGCAAGUUGAAGCUAUUGCGGCCCAGCAGCGCUACAACGACUUCCAGCGGCUUUUGUGGGACCAAAUGCGGCACAUCGACCAAACCAAGAUCUAUGACGAUAAACUGUACCGGCAGGUUAAGCUGAUGUCCAUAAUUGGCCCAAGUGCAUUGCCACCGGACCAGCUGGAUCGGUACAAUCGGAUCGUCAACGACAUGUUGGCAAUCUUCAACGGUGCCCAGAUAUGUGCCUUCGAGCGGCCAUUCGAAUGUGGCCUAAGGCUCCAGCCCCACUUGAAAGAGAUCAUGGCCAAAUCUAGGGACUGGAAUGAGCUGCAGUACACAUGGCUGGAAUGGCGACGAAAGUCCGGUCGACACAUGCGGGAAAUGUUUGAACAGCUUGUAGAUCUGACGAACGAUGCGGCUCGUGUUAAUAAUUUUUCCAACGCUGCCACUUAUUGGCAAUUCCCGUAUGAAUCACGGAACUUUAGACAGGAGAUGGAACAAGUUUGGAAUGAAAUUCUUCCUUUGUACGAAAUGCUUCACGCUUACGUGAGAAGGAAACUUCGUGAAUUCUACGGACCGGAUAAAAUAAACAAAAAUGCCCCCAUUCCGGAUCACAUCCUGGGCGAUAUGUAUGGACAAAGUUGGAGCAACAUUUUGGACAUUCUCAUACCCUACCCAGGUAGAAGUUUCCUGGAAGUAACACCAGAAAUGGUAAAACAGGGUUACAACCCACUGGUGAUGUUCCAGCUGGCGGAAGAAUUUUAUGUUUCAAUGAAUAUGAGUGCCCUUCCGCCGGACUUUUGGCUAACUUCCGUUUUCACAAACCCACCGGAUCGGCCAAUCCUGUGUCAACCUUCGGCAUGGGACUUUUGCACCGGCAAGGACUACCGCAUCAAAAUGUGCACAACUGUGACGCACAAAGAUUUGAUAACGGUUCAUCACGAGAUGGCACACGUGUACUACUUCUUGAACUAUCGGAAUAAUCCGAAAGUUUUCCGGGAUGGAGCUAAUCCGGGCUUCCAUGAGGCAAUUGGGGAUGCUGUUACCUUAUCAGUAGCUUCGCCAAAACAUCUCCAGAACCUGGGUCUGGUACAGAAAAAUGUAGAUGAUACCGCACACGACAUCAAUUUCCUGUUUUCGUUGGCGCUUGAGAAAUUGGCUUUCCUGCCAUUUGCGCUAUCCCUCGAGGCAUGGCGCUACGAUAUUUUUGAUAAAAAAGUGCGAAAGGAGCAGUACAAUUGUCACUGGUGGCUUUUGAGGGAGCAGUUUGGAGGAGUGAAGCCACCGGUGCUGCGAUCGGAGCUGGACUUUGAUCCUGGAGCAAAAUAUCACGUCGCAGCGAACAUCCCCUAUAUCAAGUAUUUCUUCUCCAAUGUCCUUCAGUUCCAAAUCCAUCGUGCUUUGUGUGUUGCUUCCCGCCAAUAUGAUCCACAAGAUCCAUCCAAACCAUUGCACAAAUGCGACAUCUAUCGACAACCUGCGGCUGGCAACAUUCUCAAACAGCUGAUGGAACGCGGAGCCUCACAGCCCUGGCAGCAGGUGCUCCAAGAGGUACUCGGAGAAGGCCGCCUGGACGGGACGGCAUUGCGGGAGUACUUCAGACCCCUCGAAGAGUGGCUUCGGAACGAAAAUCUUCGGACCAACGAGUUCGUCGGUUGGAUCUACGAUGGGGACUAUUGCAAGCACAGCAUCGAAACGGCCAACCUGCAGGUGUACGGAGGCUUCUAUAAUGCCGGAUUGCGGUUGCAGAUCAGUACUAGUGGGUCUCUUCUUAUGAUGGUGCUGUACUUGUUCGGUCAAGCGUAUCUUCAUCAGCUGCGAUUAAUUUAGCGCGCAUUCCGCUGAGAAGUCCGAUACUUAGAUAGGGAGAGGCGUGGAAACAUGCAUUUGCUUUCAUUCAUUAGAUGUAGUCGAGCACUUUACGAACUAGAAGCCAGUAGUGUCCAGCCCGAAAAACCUGUUACUUGUCCGCUUAGAAGGAAUUACUACACUUACUAUUGUUCUAUAUUUCAAAGAUGACAGCUAAUUUCAAAACCUCCGUAAUAAUCUCACGGAUCGUUUUGAUUGGCUAUAGAAUAGGUAUACUUUCAAAAUCCAAAAACAAUGUUGAGCGGAUUAAAUGAUGAAAGUUUUUCGGUUGUUAGUUUAAGGUUUACUUGUUUCAUCUUAUCUUUCUAAUAGUAUGUAGGUAUUCUCACAGUGAACAGUUUCUAGAAGUACAGUUGAACCUAUACAAACAAAGAGCAUUCGCAUUAAGUACUCUGGAGAAUAAAUUCGAUAAAAACCUCAUAUC
Messenger RNA from Uranotaenia lowii, 3359 nucleotides. It is a transcript of the gene Ance-3, whose product is annotated as angiotensin-converting enzyme. The coding region runs from base 116 to 2896 and encodes 926 amino acids. Gene Ontology annotation, biological process: proteolysis. Gene Ontology annotation, cellular component: plasma membrane. The record is from RefSeq and is a predicted model, not a curated record. Gene Ontology annotation, molecular function: metallopeptidase activity; peptidyl-dipeptidase activity. The transcript has 9 exons. Lineage: Eukaryota; Metazoa; Arthropoda; Insecta; Diptera; Culicidae.